AUGCAUCUCAGUUUGCUGCUCAGUAUUGCAUUUGGCCACCUGGUGUACGCCUAUAGCGGGCAUCAUGGCGCCUACCAUGUUCACCAUCGACGAGAUACAACAACACCAACACCAACAACAACAACAACAACAACGACAGCAGUCAGUCUUUCCGUGCUCCCAAGUCCCGACAAGCCGACCGUGACCGGCACUGUCAGCACCUGCAAUGCCUGGUACGAUGUUGUCGAGGGAGAUUCAUGCUGGAGCAUCACGACCGCGUUGGGGAUCACUCAAGCACAAUUUGAGGAAUGGAACCCAGCAGUUGGGUCUACCUGUCUCGUGGAGGUGGGCGUGUCCUACUGUGUAGGAGUUGGUGCUGUCGUGUCGAGCACAACAAGCUCGGCUUCGACCCCCACAAGUACUACAGGAUCAGUGACGCCGACCUCGUCGUUCAACAGCACGAUUACGGCGAAUACUACCGCGACGAUGACGACGCCUUACUCCAUAUUGUCGUACAAUACAACCACCAACCCAGUCACAAUCACCAAUACAAACUGGCCGCCUAGUGAAACACAGACGGGGCAGCCCAGUUACUGCAAUAACUGGUACCAGGCGACGCAGAACGACGACUGCACGACGAUUGUCUCGCAGUACUCUACAUGGAUGGACUUGGAUGAUUUCCUGGACUGGAACCCAGGUGUGGGAGAAAAUUGCACCAACAUCUACUACGGCUACUGGUACUGUGUCGGCAUUGCACCUCAGACCUCAUAUACCGACAAUGGAACCGCUACAUCGCUGUGGUAUCCCAGCUGGACGUACAGCGCUCCCCCGGCUAUGAACACCUCCUUCUCGCCGAGUCCCGCACAAGCCGGCAUGGCAAGCGACUGUCAAGACUACUAUAUCACAGAGAGUAACGACACCUGCACCAGCAUCGUCUCAUUCCUCGGGUACAUCACUGAGGAGCAGUUCAUCGCCUGGAACCCUGCCGUCGGCACGGACUGCUCUGACAUCCAAUCCGGGUACUACUACUGCAUCUGGAGCGGAACAAGCCUCCCCAUGCCCUCAACAACUGCCACACUCCCGUCUCCCGUGCAGACCGGCAUCAUCUCCACAUGCACGGCGUGGUACCAAGCCACCGAUGGCGACGACUGUACUCUGAUCGUCGACGAGUUUGGCACGUUCUCCGAGUCGGACUUCCUGAGCUGGAACCCGGCCGUCUUGUCCGAUUGCUCGGGACUCGUCGUCGGCGAUUACUACUGCGUCGCUGUGCCGGGCACGCCCACCACGCGGACGGCGUCAGUGAGCGCACUGCCGACGCCCACCACGCCGGCUGGUACUAUCUCUACCUGUGUGAGCUAUUGGUUGGUGGGAACGGGUGAUAACUGUACAACGAUCGCAACCGCCAACGGGAUCUCCACCUCCGAUCUCGUGGACUGGAACCCAUCCCUGGGAUCAAAUUGCACGGGACUCGCGGUGAAUACGUAUAUUUGCGUGGGAGUGCCCAGUAAUGACACAACCACUAUCUCCUCUUCCACGAGCAUCAACAGCAUGACCAGUACAAGUACAGGUGCAACCACGACCACAACCGCUGGAGCAACACCCUCGCCUAUCCAGACCGGCAUGACCACCGGCUGCAUCCGCUUCUACAAAGUCCAAGCAAACAAUGACUGCUACGACAUUGCCCUAGACGCCGGUGUCGCCCUCUCCGACUUGUACGCCUGGAACCCGGCCAUCGGGUCUGAUUGUUCGGGGCUGCAGGCCAACGUCUUUGUGUGUGUUGGGACCUCGGGAUACGCGACGACGAUCACCUCGGGGGAUCCGGUUCCUGUGACGCCUACGCCUACGCAAACAGGGAUGGUAUCCGGGUGUCUCCGAUUUUAUGAUGUGCAGAGCAACGAUGAUUGCUAUGAUCUUGCAAGUGAGGCGGGGGUUCAGCUUAGCGACUUUUACUCAUGGAAUCCCGCAUUGGGGACAGACUGCGCUGGCCUUGAGGCUUCUACGUACGUGUGCAUUGGAACCACUGGGCCCAUCACCACAAUCAACAGUGGAACGCCUGUGCCUGCGACGGCGACGGCGACGGCGACAGCUUAA
Molecule: messenger RNA, 2070 nt
Organism: Aspergillus uvarum CBS 121591
Lineage: Eukaryota; Fungi; Ascomycota; Eurotiomycetes; Eurotiales; Aspergillaceae
Product: LysM peptidoglycan-binding domain-containing protein
Exons: 8
Coding region: 1-2070 (689 amino acids)
Source: RefSeq, a predicted model, not a curated record